This is a messenger RNA of Loxodonta africana (African savanna elephant), 2383 nucleotides long. It is a transcript of the gene LAMP1, whose product is annotated as lysosomal associated membrane protein 1. The transcript has 9 exons. Gene Ontology annotation, cellular component: lysosomal membrane; late endosome membrane; plasma membrane. Gene Ontology annotation, biological process: establishment of protein localization to organelle. The record is from RefSeq and is a predicted model, not a curated record. Bases 257 to 1504 code for a protein of 415 amino acids. Lineage: Eukaryota; Metazoa; Chordata; Mammalia; Proboscidea; Elephantidae.
GCCGCGGCGGUCACGUGACAGGCAGCGCCGACCGCGGGGUCUCUGGCCUGCAGGAGCCGAAGCGGCGCGGGCUUCUCGGGUUCGUGGGAGCCGCCGGCCCCGCCGCGCCUCGACCCCCGGCUUCCCGCGCGUUCGCUUGGUCCCCGCCUCCCGAGUUGAGGCGACUGCGGGGUGCCGGUCGCCAACCGCCGGCCGCCUCGGGAGCUUCGCGCGCCCUCGGCUCCCUCACGCACCGGCCUCCCCCGGCCCCGCGCCCAUGGCAGCCCCCGGCGGUGCUCGGAGGCGGCCGCUGCUGUGGCUGCUGCUCGCAGGCCUUGUGCAUGGUGCAUCUUCAGUGUUCAUUGUGGAAAAUGGCAAUGGGACAGCUUGCAUAAUGGCCAAUUUCUCAGCUUCCUUCUUAACGAGCUAUGAUACUAAGAGUGGUUCUGAGAAUGUGACCUUUGACCUGCCGUCUAAUGCGAAAGUACUAAAUACCAGCUCAUGUGGUAAAGAGAAUACUUCUGACCCCAGUCUAAUGAUUACUUUUGGAAGAGGACACACAUUAACACUAAAUUUCACAAGGAAUACAACGCGUUACGGUGUCCGAACGCUAAGUUUUGUUUAUAAUUUGUCUGACACGGAUACUUUCCCCAAUGCAAGCUCCAAGGGAAUCAAGACUGUGGAAUCCACAACUGACAUCAAGGCAGACAUAGAUAAAAAAUACAGGUGUGUGAGCAGCAGCCAGAUACACGUGAAUAACGUAACUAUCACACUCCGUGAUGCAACCAUCCAGGCAUACCUUUCAAAUAAUAACUUCAGCAAGGGAGAGACACACUGUAAGCAGGAUGAAACUUCCCCGACAACAGCACCUCCGAGUCCAAAGCCUACACCUCCUUCGCCUUCUCCAGUGCCAGAAAAUCCGUCUGUGUCUCAGUACAAUGUGAGUGGCAGUAAUGGAACUUGUCUGCUUGCCAACAUGGGGAUACAGCUGAACAUCACCUAUGAGAAAAAGGAUAACACGACUGUGACAAGAAUAUUCAACAUCAACCCAAAUGGUACCAAAGUCAGUGGAAGUUGUACCUCUCAUUUAGUGACUCUGGAACUCCGAAGUGAAGUUAUAACUCUGCUUGCUUUCACUUUUGGAAUGAAUGCAAGUUCUAGCCGGUUUUUCCUACAAGAAAUCCAGUUAAAUACAACUUUUCCUGAUGCCAAAGACCCCUCUUUUAAAGCCAUCAAUGACUCACUGAGAGCACUUCAAGCCACGGUUGGGAAUUCUUACAAGUGUAACGCUGAGGAAAGCAUUCAAGUCACAAAGGCAUUUUCAGUCAACAUAUUCCAAGUAUGGGUCCAGGCUUUCAAGGUUGAAGGCGACAAGUUUGGAACCGUGGAAGAAUGUCAGCUGGAUGAGAACAACAUGCUGAUUCCCAUCGCUGUAGGCGGUGCUCUUGCAGGACUUGUCCUCGUUGUCCUGAUCGCUUAUCUCAUUGGCAGGAAGAGAAGCCAUGCUGGGUAUCAGACGAUUUAGCGUUCACACUUGCCCUCCACCGCCACCAUAGAUCAGCAGCGGUUGCAAGAGACCUGUACUCAUUUUCCCUGAGCUUAAAUUGGUAUUGAAAGGGAGGCAUACUUUCUUGCAAACUGUUUUCCAAGUCUGCUUUAUCAAAUGUAAAGUUCAUCUUGCAACAUUUACUAUGCACAAAAGAGUAACUAUUGAAAUGACGGUGUUAAUUUUGCUAACUUGGUUAAAUAUUUCGCUAACUGGUUAAAUAUUAAUAUUUACCAAAGUAGAACUCUAAGAUAAAGGUCAGAAUGGUUUUCCAAAUUGAUACUGGCUCCACUGUCAUUUAACUGUCUAAGAUUCUGGUGUUUGGUUUCCUCAUUCUUUAUUGUAUUCAGAUUUAAGCCUUACAAAGGGAAAAUCUUUGGUCUUAACACUUACAGCUGAUGAAGGUUAGUUAAUUGUUAGACUGACAUGUUUAAGAAGUUUAAAAUAGUAGAGAAAGAAAAACUUGAACAAGGACUCCAAAAGAUGAGAAUAAGAAAUGCUUAAAUAAAGCUUUAAAAACGAGGACAAGCUUGGCCUGUUUCGGGGUGAACAGUCCAACGUUCAAGGAUUACAAAGUUAAUUGGGCGUAUCCUUUGGUAUUUUUCAUGCUCUCACGAGUAAGAGCUGGUACUUUUUUAAAUAUAAAAUGGGUGUUAUUUUUAUUUACUUUUUUGUAAAGUGAUUUUCAGUCUUCUGUUUGAAGUUCAGGGUGAUCCUAUCUCUGCACUUGUGUACAAUGUAGAUUUCACUCUACUGAUUUAUCCGCUUACAGCUUGGUUGGGGUUGUACACUUUAAGGAUCAGUCCAUAUGUAAUGCAUUGCCUGUAACAAUGCUAAUAAAAAUUCUGUUUCUUUGUU